CUGAAUAUUUAAAAAUGUUUGAUAGGGCUAUAUAAUUAUUAGUAGUUAGGUAUAAUUUAACAUUUUUAGGAAGCUACCUUAUAACUUAAUUGCAUCAAUAAUGUGUCAAAGAAUAUUUGACGUUAAAACAUAAACAAAACUCCUUAUAAAUAUAUUUUGAACAUAUAAAUAAUUUUAUCAUGUAUUUUAAGUAUUUGACUUCAAAAUAUUUUUAUAGCAUCAGGAUAAGAAAAUGUAAAGUGGGUGUUCGAUUAUUUUUUUCAGAUUCCGUUCGAGUGAGAUUUGCUCCUAGUCCUACAGGAAGUCUUCAUUUAGGAGGUUUUCGAACUGCUUUAUACAAUUAUCUUUUUGCUAAAGCUAAUGGUGGAAAAUAUGUUUUAAGAAUAGAAGAUACAGAUCGAACAAGAAUUGUUGAUGGUGCUGUUGAUGAACUUCAAGAAGAUUUGUCAUGGCUAGGAAUAGAAUUUGAUGAGGGUCCUAAUAAUAAUGGACCAUUUGGACCUUACAUUCAGUCUGAACGAUUAAAUUAUUAUAAAAAAGCAGUCAAUAAUUUAUUGAAUAAUGGUUUUGCUUAUAAAUGUUAUUGUACUGAAAAAAGGUUAGAACUUUUAAGAAGAGAAGCUAUUAGGACACGAACAAUACCCCGUUAUGAUAAUAAAUGUCGUUAUUUAGAUGAUGAAGAGAUAGAGGAGAAAAAAAACAGUACAAACUAUGUUGUGAGAUUUAAGUUAGAAAAGGAUAAUGUAAAUUUUAGUGAUAUGGUAUAUGGAAAUAAUGUUAGGAAUGUUGCUGCUAUUGAAGGUGAUCCAGUUGUAUUAAAAUCUGAUGGUUUUCCUACUUAUCAUUUAGCAAACGUUAUAGAUGAUCAUUUUAUGAAAAUAACUCAUGUAUUGAGAGGUGUUGAAUGGCAAUCGUCAACAUCAAAACAUAUUUUAUUGUAUAGAGCUUUUGGUUGGACACCACCUAUAUUUGGACAUUUACCAUUAUUAAUGAAUGUUGAUGGAACUAAACUUUCAAAACGUCAGCAGGAUAUUUCAAUAAGUUCUUAUAGAAAAAAAGGAAUUUAUCCUGAAUCCAUUUUAAAUUUUGUAGUAAGUUGUGGUGGUGGUUUUAGUUUCAACAAUUCAAAAAAUAAGAUGUGCAUUAAAACUCUUGAUGAACUUGUUGAAAAUUUUGAUGUCAACCUAAUUAAUUCAAAUUCUUGUCAAGUAUCUCUAGACAAACUUGAUUAUUUUAAUAAAAUUCAACUAAAAAUUGAAUUAAGUACAGAAUGUGGAAUGAAAAAAGCAAUUAGACAAUUGAAACAAAUUAUAAAAAACAACUUUUUAGAAAACAAUGAAAUAAGUUUAGAUUUGAAUGAUUCAUACUUGGAAAAAAUUCUAAAAUGGAGUGUUAACAGAAUUUCAAACAUCAAUCAGCUGAUAAAUGAUAACUAUAAAUUUAUUUGGAUUAAACCUUCGGAAGCUUCUAUCAAAACUAUGAACUUUGAUAAAGACUUAAUAAUGAAGUUGAUACAAAAUUUACAGAAUGUGGAAAAUUUUAAUGCUAAACAAUUAGGAAACAUACUACAGGAAUUUUCUAAGUCUAAUAAUAUUGUUUACAGUAAUUUCAUGAAAACAUUAAGAAAUAUAAUAAGUGGAUUAAAACAAGGUCCAGGUGUAAGUGAAAUGAUGGAAAUACUUGGUAAAGAAGAUGUCAUUUCCCGAUUAAAUAGAGCUUGUAUCGAGGAUUAAAUAUUUCUAAUAACAUACAAAUUUAAUUCAAAAUUAUACAUUUACUAUCAACAUUUAAA
This is a messenger RNA of Daktulosphaira vitifoliae (grape phylloxera), 1792 nucleotides long. RefSeq names its product probable glutamate--tRNA ligase, mitochondrial (gene GluRS-m). The record is from RefSeq and is a predicted model, not a curated record. Gene Ontology annotation, biological process: glutamyl-tRNA aminoacylation. The transcript has 9 exons. NCBI's taxonomy places the organism in Eukaryota, Metazoa, Arthropoda, Insecta, Hemiptera, Phylloxeridae. Gene Ontology annotation, molecular function: glutamate-tRNA ligase activity; ATP binding; tRNA binding. Bases 180 to 1733 code for a protein of 517 amino acids.